CGUUCCUGCACUUCGCAUCAACCCGCCCUCUCCUCCUGCUCUUGCGCCUGGUAUAAGAGUCGCCCUCACCCACACUUCGCGGUUUCCUCUUCUCUUCUCUUCAUCCAUCCCACACAACUACCACUCACACUCAUCAAGCUUCAUCAAUCACUUUCAUCUCAUCCAAACUAUCAUCUUCGCUUUUUGCGCAAUCACUCAAUCCAUCAAAAAUGCCUCCAAAAGCUGCCGAGAAGAAGCCCACCACUGGUGGCAAGGCCCCAGCUGGCAAGGCUCCUGCUGCUGAGAAGAAGGAAGCUGGCAAGAAGACCGCGGCCGCUCCCUCUGGUGAGAAGAAGAAGCGUGGCAAGACGCGAAAGGAGACCUACUCUUCAUACAUCUACAAAGUCCUCAAGCAAGUCCACCCUGACACUGGUAUCUCCAACCGCGCCAUGUCCAUCUUGAACUCUUUCGUCAACGACAUCUUCGAGCGUGUUGCCACCGAGGCCUCCAAGCUUGCUGCCUACAACAAGAAGUCCACCAUCUCAUCCCGAGAGAUCCAAACCUCCGUCAGACUCAUCCUGCCUGGUGAGCUUGCCAAGCACGCUGUCUCGGAAGGCACAAAGGCCGUCACCAAGUACUCCUCCCAGAGCAAAUAAAUGGGUUCAUAGGUGCACGGGAAUGCUUGUUCUUGGGUUUUUUGCUUGUGUUUUCUGCAAUGGGGUUGUGGCACAAUGGAACAACGGUGUUGAAUGGUUUUACAACACAUUAUGAUGCGUCAUGGGAUUCGGGGACAACCGUGAUGAGCUCGGGACAGGCUUUGAAAUUGCUUGCUCAUCCAGAUCAGAUCAUGCUUUACGGGUUUUCCACUGGCUUUUGCUAUCCAUCAUGAUUGAACAUGCUGGAAAGUCAAUGUACAAUAUUCACAGAGCCAUGAGACAUUGAGACGGCAUGAAUCUCAAGUUUUUCGGCUUGAAGAUACAAAGCUGGAAUAUGAGAUACUGAAACAAACUCAAAGCAUGAAAUCAACCUUCAAAACCUGUUCCUUGUUGCGCAUCUUUUUGCUUCUGCCUGCAGUCUGCACUUUGACUUGCGACUGAGUUUGGCAAUGUUUGAGACGCGUCGAGAACGCUGCGCGCUAGACGCACGUCGGCGUCAACAUGUGAACUGGAGGCUGGGAUUGAGACUAUGUGACAACAGAUCAGCGCGUUUUUGACGUUUGUAAUGGGAGAAACAAGCAUCGGAACAGGGGGUCAUUACUUGGGAUAUGCGCGGUGCUUCGAAAAUGAUCCACCAGUGAUGCAGAGAUCCAGAACCGAGACUGUACUGUCGCAUUUAUUGUAUACCAGAGUACUGCAAAACCCAUCCACAACGCCCGAGCAUACAGUCAUCACUAGAACAUAUCAUUUGCAAUCGUUUCAAGCAACGCGCACAGGAGC
Molecule: messenger RNA, 1415 nt
Organism: Exophiala xenobiotica
Lineage: Eukaryota; Fungi; Ascomycota; Eurotiomycetes; Chaetothyriales; Herpotrichiellaceae
Product: histone H2B
Exons: 3
Coding region: 210-635 (141 amino acids)
Biological process (GO): nucleosome assembly
Cellular component (GO): nucleosome
Molecular function (GO): DNA binding; structural constituent of chromatin; protein heterodimerization activity
Source: RefSeq, a predicted model, not a curated record